AGCAUACCAUUUUGCUGCUGCUGCUGCGACUCCUGUCCCCAGGAGUCAAAUGCAACCGUCCUCUUCGAACGCGCAGUAAAACCAAACCAACAACCACAGCGUUCCAUUAAAAACUCGAAUGUCGAUUGUGCGAGAUGGUUUGGUUCGCGAGUCUAUUACUGUUCUUUCUUCUUCAAUCACCAUCUACAGUUAAAACCGCCGAACCACCUGGUGGUUACUAUACGACCAGAUACGACCAUCUAGAUAUUGAAAAUAUCCUGAACCAGAAAAGGUUGGUCCAUUAUUAUGCUGCUUGUUUGUUGGAUAAGGGGCCUUGUACACCACAAGGGAUUGAAUUUAAAAAUAUUUUACCAGAAGCUGUAAAAACCAAUUGUUUAAGAUGUACAGAAAAACAAAGAGUAGUAACUUUAAGAUCGAUUCGAAGACUUCGAAAGGAAUAUCCGGAUAUUUGGCGUCAACUCGAAGCAAGUUGGGAUCCAACCGGAGUUUAUAUAAAACGAUUAGAAGAAUCGGUUAACAAACCUAUUCCAAACCCAACGUUAUUAUCAUCAACAAAUAUCGUUGAAAAUACGGUUACAUUAUCUAAUCGCUUCGACGAUCAAACGGACCAUAAAAGAGUUCCAGAAGAUAUUACCUCAAAAAGAACAAUAGUUUCAUCAUUUUCACCUCCAUCGUCACUACAAACAUCAAAACCAAGUGUAACAUCUCCGAAACCAUCGCCAACUACAUCCAAAUUUAUCGAAUCAACUUCACCGAUUAGUACAACAUUGAAAUUUUUAAUAACAACACUACAACCGAAUACGACCCCGAAAUAUUCAACGACCACUUCAAUUUAUCGAGUAACAAAGCGGAUUAUUACAAGACCUUUUAGUUCAAUCGGUCCGAAUCUUGUCGUUCCCAAUCCAAAAGCGUUAAUAGACAAGGUCAUUUCGACAGCAGGAGCUGUUUUAAAUAGUGUUACUAAUACUGUUACGAAUACAGUAGUUACUGUAUUUAAAGGUUAAUGAAUCAUUAAUUCUUUUUUAUAAUGUUUGUUUCGAAUAAGAAUUAAUUUUUUUAGCAGCAACGCACGUUUUCUUGCUUCUUUUAAACGUUUUUUUUCAGAUGUUUUUUUUUGUGAAUGACUUCCUCGUUUUAGAGUGUAUCUAUAAAUAGUGAUUUUAAUUUUAAAUUAAAA
Molecule: messenger RNA, 1177 nt
Organism: Onthophagus taurus
Lineage: Eukaryota; Metazoa; Arthropoda; Insecta; Coleoptera; Scarabaeidae
Gene: Csp6
Product: chemosensory protein 6
Source: RefSeq, a predicted model, not a curated record